AUGGCUGAGCAAUUGAUUCUCAAGGGCACCCUUGAGGGCCACAACGGCUGGGUCACCUCGCUGGCCACCUCCAUCGAGAACCCCAACAUGCUCCUCUCGGGCAGCCGUGACAAGACUCUCAUCAUUUGGAACCUCACCCGCGACGAGACCCAAUACGGAUACCCCAAGCGAAGCCUCCACGGCCACUCCCACAUCGUCUCUGACUGUGUUAUCUCCUCCGAUGGUGCUUAUGCCCUCUCUGCCUCGUGGGACAAGACCCUCCGCCUCUGGGAGCUCGCCACUGGUACCACCACCCGCCGGUUCGUCGGCCACACCAGCGACGUCCUCUCCGUCUCUUUCUCCGCCGACAACCGCCAGAUCGUCUCUGGUGCGCGCGACCGCACCAUCAAGCUCUGGAACACCCUCGGUGACUGCAAGUACACCAUCACCGACAAGGGCCACACCGACUGGGUCUCUUGCGUCCGAUUCAGCCCCAACCCCCAGAACCCCGUGAUUGUCUCCUCCGGCUGGGACAAGCUCGUCAAGGUUUGGGAGCUCUCCACCUGCAAGCUCCAGACCGACCACAUUGGCCACACGGGCUACAUCAACACGGUCACCAUCUCCCCCGAUGGCUCCCUCUGCGCCUCCGGUGGCAAGGACGGCACUACCAUGCUUUGGGAUCUUAACGAGUCCAAGCACCUCUACUCCCUCAACGCCAACGAUGAGAUCCACGCUCUCGUCUUCUCCCCCAACCGCUACUGGCUCUGCGCUGCCACUGCCAGCAGCAUCAUCAUCUUCGACCUCGAGAAGAAGAGCAAGGUCGAUGAGCUCAAGCCCGAGUUCACCGCCGUUGGCAAGAAGAGCCGCGAGCCUGAGUGUGUCAGCCUUGCGUGGAGCGCCGAUGGCCAGACCCUCUUCGCCGGUUACACGGACAACAUCAUCCGCGCUUGGGGUGUCAUGUCCAGGGCGUAA
Scedosporium apiospermum is the source of this 951-nucleotide messenger RNA. RefSeq lists its product as uncharacterized. Gene Ontology annotation, cellular component: cytosol; nucleus. Bases 1 to 951 code for a protein of 316 amino acids. NCBI's taxonomy places the organism in Eukaryota, Fungi, Ascomycota, Sordariomycetes, Microascales, Microascaceae. The transcript is spliced from 5 exons. The record is from RefSeq and is a predicted model, not a curated record. Gene Ontology annotation, biological process: positive regulation of protein phosphorylation; rescue of stalled cytosolic ribosome. Gene Ontology annotation, molecular function: protein kinase C binding; ribosome binding; translation regulator activity.